CGGAAAGUCAGGCGGUGGACAUGCAGAACUCCUGGCCACGGGCCAGAGGCGUGCUUACCGGAGCCGCUUCGGCUCCGUCGGACAGACGGAAACUCGCACAGAGUCUCGUUUUCGACCCGCUGCUUGGCAUCAUAGCGGCUGCCGCAGUCGGUAUGGGUAGCCCUAACGCCAUUCCUAAGAAACAGCGGGCGAUUGCGGCGAUUAUCCGGUUCUCGGACCUUCUAGUGAACGAGCCCUACACCGCCAGCAGAGGUACCCGCUGGACUAAGAUCAUUGCUUCGCAGUGCUCGCCUUACUUCAGGUGGAAGACGAGGAACAACGAGCAGGGCAGGCUCAAAAAGCUGCCGUCACCUACGCUUGAAGGGUCCGCAUAAGCAGUCAGCUGCACUCGAGUGCAGGCACACCCCGGGAGAAACUGUGCAAAAUCGCAACGCGAUGAUGUUAGCAUCGCAGCAUUAGCCUACAUCAAUCUCCACUGUGCACGCAUAAAUUGCCUCUCCGGCUUAUCCGCCUCCGUGCCAACGGAGUCUGCUGGCCGUCUGGCACCAUCCCUAAACGAUCACCUCAUCCACAUCCUCAUCCCCGCCCGCGUCCCGAAGCGGGUGGACGGCGCCUGGGCACUCACCUCUUUAAAAAGCGUCGCGGGUCACGCGCUGCCGUGAGCAUCUCCGCGCCCCCGAUGGAGGAGCACGGCAUGCACAGAAACCAGGCAGCCACAAGCGAACGCCACUCUGUGGAUGGAGGCUCAAGAGCUGGAUGAGCUCAACAGCCACCAAGACCGCAAAGGGUGUACAGCCGGCUCUGCUGGGCCGACCUACCCGGGGUUUCUUGUAGCCCUCUCGGCAGCAGCUCUGCGCAGACAGCACUCGCGUCUGCGAAGAAGGCCCGCAUACCUACUCAUGCUUGGAGCUCGCAAGGCGACGAGAGAAGACCGAAGGCGGAAGGCUGGAGGAAGCAGAUGCGGCGCGAAGCCAGCGGGCGGAGGGCGGGGAGGAGGGCGAGCCGCGCCUCGCGGGCCCCGAAGCCUGGAGGGACGGCGUGGGCCUGGCUCGGCUCAGAUAGGCCGAACGUCCAACGUCAGGUGGCAGCUCGUGGGAGCCUGGUAGAUUGCCAAAAAACUAAGCCUAGAGGUGCCCCCGCGGGCGCACAACCGCCGGGGGCACGUAGAAUCGACUGGCUGCCGCCGCGCUGGCCUGCCCGCCCCCUUGGAACGCGCACCGCGUCAAAGUUAGGGGGUGUAACUCCUGGGAGGACGUCGUCAGAAGGACUUCGUCAGAAGGACUCGAGGCAUUCUCAUCGUCCG
Molecule: messenger RNA, 1303 nt
Organism: Prorocentrum cordatum
Lineage: Eukaryota; Dinophyceae; Prorocentrales; Prorocentraceae
Source: the annotation of a GenBank genome assembly